This is a messenger RNA of Dipodomys ordii (Ord's kangaroo rat), 4212 nucleotides long. RefSeq names its product prolyl endopeptidase (gene Prep). Gene Ontology annotation, molecular function: serine-type endopeptidase activity; oligopeptidase activity. The record is from RefSeq and is a predicted model, not a curated record. Bases 1 to 3747 code for a protein of 1248 amino acids. Gene Ontology annotation, cellular component: cytosol. Gene Ontology annotation, biological process: proteolysis. NCBI's taxonomy places the organism in Eukaryota, Metazoa, Chordata, Mammalia, Rodentia, Heteromyidae. The transcript is spliced from 16 exons.
AUGGUGUGGUCCAGUCCCACUCUCCCCCCACCCCCCACCGUCUCUGCAGCGCUUUGCUCUGGUCACAAGGUGCCUGUUGGGGGUUCUAGAAGGAACUUGGAAUGUUUGAUGUUGUCUUCUGAGGCUCAGCCUGACUCUGGCAACCGCCAGAGCAGUCUUGGCACCACGGCGGAGCCUAAAGCGGUUCCUCCGCCGUACCUUGGGCUGAUCUUGAAAGAAAUCUUCAAGAUAGUGAAAGCGAGACCUGAAGAGCCCAGGUCAGGCCCACAUCCCUUCAGUUGUCUAUGGGGACUCUUGGUAUGUGCAGCUGUUGUGGGACUUUUGUCCAUUCCGUUACUUUUGUGGGUAAGCUUUCAAUCAGUCAGAGGUUGGAUUUAUCUGAAAGGAGACAAAAAACCGGCCCUAAAAUGUUGGAGACUUACUGAAGAAAAAUGUCAACUACCUGGCAAAGAUAGCCGUGUUCAAGAAGAACAUGAAGGCUUAGAGUUAUCCUUCAAGGAUGCCAGUUUUGACAAAGACUCAACAGAGGUACAGAGUUUGGCAGCAACCUGUGAAUUGCUGACUAGAUCCAAAUCUAAAGUUGAGGAGGAAAUACUCUUUCUAGAAAAGACUCUAGAAGAAGAGAAAUGUAAACAUUCUGAACAAGAUACCUUGCUGACAGAGCUUUUGAAAAGAGAACAGGGUCUAGAAGACGUUUCAAAAUUCCUCAACUCCCAAGUAGUUGAGGCCCAAACCACCUUCCACAUGCUUCAAAUCAACCGUACACAACUUAAGGACUCGGUCACAGAUACUUUGAACAAAAAUUCCCAACUUGAGGAAAGUCUGAAACAGCUUGCACAAGAAGUUGAAGUAUGGAAACAACAAGUAAGUGAACUUACUAAAGAGAAAAUAGCAGCUGAAAAUUCCAAAGGCCAUGCAGAGCAAGUUCUAAUGGAUAAAGAAAAUGCUAUCCGCUCCCUUACUGAAAGCUUGCAAAAAAUGAAAGAUUGGGAUGUUCUACUAGAGGAGGAUAGGUCGAAUGAUGGGGACUUGACAUUGAAAACUGAAGCAGAAAGUGAUGCUUGCUUAGAUCAGCACAAAGGACCUUUGAAGAAACUGGUAUAUGCUGUUAAUUUAAGUGCUUCCUUACAAGCCUUAGAAAGGGAAAGAGAGCAAAUUUAUACCCAGUUGUCUAAAGGACAUAAAACAAACGCAAACCUGACUGAGCAUAUUAAGUAUCUCCAGAUUGAAAAGUUAUCUUUCCAGUCCCUAAUUGAACAUUUUGAAAGGGAGAAUCCAAAGCUUCGGCAGAGAUUUAAAACACUGGCUGAAAAGUAUCAAGAGAGAGGAACAAGCCUUUACAGGAGAUUAAUAGUUAAGGAAAAUGAUCGGCUACAGGUAGAGGAGAAACUGUCCAAAGUGGAAAAAAGGAUAAGGUAUAUAUCUGAAGACCGGAGCACCUAUAUAAAGCUAGCUGGAGAGCUUGAACUAAAAAUUAAGAAAACCAUUCAUUAUUACCAAAGGCAGGUUAUUUCCUUUGAGAAAAAAGUUUGUGCCACGUUCUUGGCAGCUGAAACUGCUGAAAAAAAUCUCAGAUAUUUUAGAAAAGUAAAUGCACAUGGGCACAAUAAUAUCACCUACCUCCAAAACAUGCCUUUGAAGGCCAAUGAAUUUAUGAGAGUACAAGAUUAUCAUGGACAUAAGAUUUGUGACCCCUAUGCUUGGCUUGAAGACCCAGACAGUGAACAGACAAAGGCUUUUGUGGAGGCCCAGAACAAGAUUACCGUUCCAUUUCUGGAGCAGUGCCCGAUCCGAGGUUUAUACAAAGAGAGAAUGACUGAACUGUAUGACUAUCCCAAAUACAGCUGUCACUUCAAGAAAGGCAAACGGUACUUUUAUUUCUACAACACAGGUUUGCAGAACCAACGAGUAUUAUACGUGCAAGAUUCCCUAGAGGGAGAGGCCAGAGUGUUCCUCGACCCCAACAUCCUGUCUGAUGAUGGCACAGUGGCACUCCGAGGUUAUGCGUUUAGUGAAGACGGUGAAUAUUUUGCCUAUGGUCUGAGUGCCAGUGGCUCAGACUGGGUGACAAUCAAAUUCAUGAAAGUUGAUGGUGCCAAAGAGCUUCCUGAUGUGCUGGAAAGAGUCAAGUUCACCUGCAUGGCCUGGACCCAUGAUGGGAAAGGGAUGUUCUACAACUCCUACCCCCAACAAGAUGGAAAGAGUGAUGGCACAGAGACAUCCACCAAUCUCCACCAAAAGCUCUGCUACCAUGUCUUGGGGACUGACCAAUCAGAAGAUAUCUUGUGUGCGGAAUUUCCCGAUGAGCCUAAGUGGAUGGGGGGAGCUGAGUUGUCUGAUGAUGGUCGCUAUGUUUUGUUAUCCAUCUGGGAGGGAUGUGACCCGGUAAACCGACUCUGGUACUGUGACCUGCAGCAGGAGCCCAACGGCAUCACCGGAAUCCUGAAGUGGGUAAAACUGAUCGACAACUUUGAAGGAGAAUAUGACUAUGUAACCAAUGAGGGAACGGUGUUCACGUUCAAGACAAAUCGCCAUUCUCCCAACUAUCGCUUGAUUAACAUUGACUUCAUGGAUCCUGAUGAGUCCAAAUGGAAAGUGCUGGUUCCUGAGCACGAGAAGGAUGUCUUAGAGUGGGUAGCUUGCGUCAGGUCCAACUUCCUGGUCUUAUGCUACCUCCACGACGUGAAGAACAUCCUACAGCUUCAUGACCUGACCACAGGUGCUCAACUUAAGACCUUUCCCCUAGAGGUCGGCAGUGUUGUGGGGUACAGCGGGCGCAAGAAGGACAGCGAGAUCUUCUAUCAGUUCACUUCCUUUUUAUCUCCAGGUAUCAUUUAUCACUGUGACCUCACCAAAGAGGAACUGGAGCCACGAGUUUUCCGCGAGGUGACUGUGAAGGGAAUAGAUGCUUCGGAUUACCAGACGAUCCAGAUUUUCUAUCCUAGCAAGGAUGGUACCAAAAUUCCAAUGUUUAUUGUGCAUAAAAAAGGCAUAAAAUUGGAUGGCUCUCAUCCUGCUUUCUUAUAUGGCUAUGGCGGCUUCAACAUAUCUAUCACACCUAACUACAGUGUGUCCAGGCUCAUUUUUGUGAGACACAUGGGUGGCGUCCUGGCAGUGGCUAACAUCCGAGGCGGCGGUGAAUAUGGAGAGACGUGGCAUAAAGGUGGAAUCUUGGCCAACAAACAGAACUGCUUUGAUGAUUUUCAGUGUGCUGCUGAAUAUCUGAUCAAGGAAGGCUACACCUCUCCCAAGAGGCUGACGAUUAAUGGAGGUUCAAAUGGAGGCCUCUUAGUGGCUACUUGUGCAAAUCAGCGUCCUGACCUCUUUGGUUGUGUGAUUGCCCAAGUUGGUGUCAUGGACAUGCUGAAGUUCCAUAAAUUCACCAUCGGUCAUGCCUGGACCACGGAUUAUGGGUGCUCAGACAGCAAACAACACUUUGAAUGGCUUGUCAAGUAUUCCCCAUUGCACAAUGUGAAGUUGCCCGAGGCAGAUGACGUCCAGUACCCAUCCAUGCUGCUCCUUACCGCUGACCACGAUGACCGUGUAGUUCCGCUCCACUCCCUGAAGUUCAUCGCCACCCUCCAGUACGUCGUAGGACGCAGCCGGAAGCAAAGCAACCCUCUGCUCAUCCACGUGGACACCAAGGCUGGCCACGGGGCUGGGAAGCCCACCGCCAAAGUGAUAGAGGAAGUCUCCGAUAUGUUUGCAUUCAUAGCACGGUGCCUGAACAUCGACUGGAUUCAGUAAAUGGAAUUUUCCGCCCCCUCUUGACAGCCACAGAAAACCUCAAGGGCUUUCACCAUUCUGACCAGGAAUCCAUGGAAAGAAUGCUUCCCAGCCUGGUACUGUUCCUCCACUGCGGACUACAGCCGAACAGAACUGCCGGGGGAAUUUUAUCUUUUUUAGCUUUCUCCUUUUUAGCAAGCCCUUGGCAUUUCUUUUUCCACCCUAUCCAGGCACAUAUUUUUAAAAUGGGGGGACAAAAAGCAUGUUUGGAUAAAAAGGUAAAUGACAAUGAACAUGUGGUGAAUACUAGAUUACUGAAUUCAGGGUCUUAGUUGGGCAUACUCAUCAUAUAUAGCAACGCAGUGAAAUUUGCGUCUAUAACCAUUACCUAUCCUUAAUAAAUUGAGAAUUCUUCUCAUGAGAAAGACUUCAUUGCAAUACUAAUAAAUGCUAUUUAAGACUGAAAAAAUGGAAGGCAUUAUUUUU